This is a messenger RNA of Sitophilus oryzae (rice weevil), 1607 nucleotides long. It is a transcript of the gene edl, whose product is annotated as transcription factor ETV7. The coding region runs from base 360 to 698 and encodes 112 amino acids. The record is from RefSeq and is a predicted model, not a curated record. The transcript is spliced from 3 exons. Lineage: Eukaryota; Metazoa; Arthropoda; Insecta; Coleoptera; Curculionidae. Gene Ontology annotation, molecular function: sequence-specific DNA binding.
CGAUUCCCAGCUUUCGCAGUCACAGAAAAACCUCUGUGCGGUUCAGUUUGUGCCGGCAGUUGCGCCUGUGUCGCUUCCUCGACCUAGCGUCUGAAAUUGUAGUAGUACUCGUAUACAGUUAUUUCAACAGCCGGUAGAAAAAUAAAACAAGACUUUAUUGAGUUUGGGUAUAAGUUCUAGACGGUUUAAACAAAUAGAUAAAAAGGGAUUCAAGUGAAUUUCGAGAAAGUUGUGUUAAGGUGCAGCCAGCUGAGGUAUCGAUUUGAAGAAGUAAAUCAAUAAGAUUGCGCAAAUAGAGCGACAUACGUUCUAAACUACCGAUCCAUCUCAAGAUAGGCUAUUAUAACAGGAAGAUAAAGAUGGCGUUACAGGCAGCUGAAGGACCAAUCAGAUAUGGCUUACCGUCCGAAUGGGAAAGAUUCAACAAUUACAACGUCAAUCAUUCAGAUAGUGAAGAGGAAGAUACACUGCCUAAAGAUCCUCGUCAGUGGUCCAGAGAACACGUCAUGCAAUGGCUGAGAUACACCACCCAAGUCCACGGUCUUCCCGAUGUCCAUCCUUCCAGGUUUCUCAUGAACGGGAAAGCUCUGUGCCUCAUGUCCCCCGGAAUGUUCCUGUCCAGGGUACCGCUAGGGGGAAAACUCCUCUACAAAGAUUUCCAGCUACGACUGUGCGCUGCUAUGUAUUCCAGAAGUUAGACAUCCCCGAUUUUGUUAAAAAGCUAUUUAUUUUAGGAAUAUUUGUAUCGUUUAAGUGCGUAAUGAGUUUAAGGGUUACGUGAAGUUCCUUGGAUAUAAUGUCUUACCUUAAAUAUUGACCUCAAUUUGUUUUUGGUAACCAUAUGUUUGAAUCAUAUAAGUAAAACUCUCCAUAAGGCUAGUGAGUAAUAAUACAUAAAACAAUUUAUCUUUUCAAAAUAAAAAUUUCGUUUACCUGAGAUUUCCUGUUUUAUGUUCCGAUGCACCACACGCGGUCUAACAAUUGAUAUCCUUUUUUAUCCUUGUUCACAGCAUUCUGCAUGUUGUUGUGGUUGCACUCUCUUUGUAGGUGCUUAAAAUCUUUACUAGCCUAUAGAAGUAGUACUUAUAUGGCUUGAAUAUUACCAUUUUCAUACCUAUAUUUAGGCCAGUUUAAUUUAAAUAUAAUAAUUGCAAGAUGCUGUUCCGUUUUCAAUCAUUUGGUUUGAUUAUUAUGAAUAUGAUGCUGUAAUUUUAUAGAUUGUUCACUCUUAGUUACUUACACUUGUCUCUUGAUAGGCCAGAAAUGUUUAAAAAUAUUUUUUUUGUUGAUUAUUUUUAUAAGAACUAAUUUUAGAUUCUACCUCAGUAUUUGUACAGGUUGAUUUAUAUUUGAACACAUAAUAUAAUAUACCUUCUCUAAGUUUUUAAAUUUCUAUAACCUUGUCUUGAAUUUCUUUUUGUAUAAAUAAAUAUUACUAGGAAUAAUAGAGAAUCUUUUAGACUGAUUUUUUAUUAAGAAUAAUUUUUGUAAGAUAUAUAAAUUUGUAUAUUUUUGCUAGUCAUGUAUAUAUUUUUCUUUUGAGAAAGUUAUUUAAUUUUGUAAUAUUGGUUGAUAGAAACUUUUGUUAGAUGUAAAAAUUGUGGAAA